UCAAGGAUAUAUUCUAGUAUCUUAUUUAAACUCCUCUCUUGCUCCAUUUUUGCUGUGGUUCCUUCUUGUUCGCAAAUAAUGACGGUGAGAAAUGGAAAUAAUGGUGUGAUGGUUGAACGAAGGGCAGUUGAAGCGCCCAAAAAUCUGAUGGAGAUAAUCACCAUAUUAGCAGAAGCGAUAAAGUCGCUCUGUCACACCGACAUCCCCAACCUCCACAGAGCCAUCGUUCACGCUGUGUUGGACAAGGGCAAGAAAAGAAUUGGAAGUGAAUGCCGUGAAAGAAGUGAUUGUGUAGAAGUCAAAGACACCCAAAUGUUAAAGGAGUUAUAUGAGUUGAAGAGAUUGUUGAGACGCACCAUGCUUUUCAGCAGCCCCAAACGUUAUCUAACAUUUCUAUUUGCAGCGGGGUUCGAACACGAGGAUGUCCUCCAAAGGGAGAGAACAUCUGGGAUUCUGAAGCCUGCUUUCACGGUUAUACGUGAUCAAGAAUCGAAAUGUUUGCUGGUGUUCAUCCGUGGAACGCGUAGCAUAAAAGACAUUGUCACAGAUGCACUGUGUGCUCCUGUGCCUUUCAAUCACAGCAUGGUUUCAGGACAUGCACACAGUGGUAUGGCUGCUUCGGCUGAUUGGAUUAGAGAACGCUGCGUUCCUCUACUACUUGAAGCUCUUCGUCAAUACCCCCACUACAAAAUCAAGAUCGUUGGACACUCGCUGGGUGGUGGUACUGCUGCACUCUUGACUUAUAAGCUUAGAGAAAUUCAACAAUUGUCUUCAACAACUUGUGUCACAUUUGGCCCAGCUGCCUGUAUGACAUUGGGGUUAGCUGAAUUUGGAAAACCCUUUAUCACUUCUGUAAUAAAUGGUUGUGACAUAGUGCCUACACUGUCAGUUUCUUCUUUUUAUGAUUUCAUUGAUGAGGGUCGGACUAAGGAUAAAAACAUUGGAAUAUCUUUUGCGAAAGCCAUUGCAAAACAUGCAGUACACAGUUGCACCGAGGUUGUGAAGAAGCAUAAACACUCAUUGUUCCACCGUGAGAAUAUUCGCGCAUUGUCAGAGAACUUGGUUGAAGCUUCUGGAUUAUCUGGGACAAGUUUUGAACCUCUUUUAAGUGAAGAGCACUUACUCAUAGAAUCUAUUGAUGAUAAUGAUGAAUAUAAUUCUUCCAGUGAAGGAUCUGACAAUGAUGACUCAGAUGACGAUAAUGAAAAUGAAGAUCAACUGUUGAAUGAAAUGGGGAAUCUUGAACUAAGAAAACAUGUUUAUAUCCCUGACAUUCAUGCUAAGGAGAAAGAUAUCAGUGAUGAAACAUCAGCUAGGCGACGUCUUUAUCCACCAGGCAAGAUCAUGCAUAUGAUCACUUCACAUAUGUCUGAAAAUUCCAACUCAAACCAGAGUGAUGCUGAUGAAAAACAUGUCUGCUUAUAUCGAACGCCUACACAGUUGUAUGGAAAACUCAGAUUUUCAAGAGGAAUUAUACUGGAUCAUUGCACAAAAAGGUAUCUGAAGAAGUUACAACAAUUAAUCAAUACACUAGAGAAAGAGUGAUUCAAAUAUCGUGGAGGAUGAACCAAAGAAAAGCAAAUGAAAAGUAAUUGGUACCGAUUUGCUCAUGGAGCCUUAGAAUUAAAAAUUAAACCUCUUGUUUCUAAUUCUCAAGUCUGUCUAUUAUUAUAUAUUACAAAUGUGAUUGUUGAAUACGUAACCUAUUG
Molecule: messenger RNA, 1709 nt
Organism: Vigna unguiculata (cowpea)
Lineage: Eukaryota; Viridiplantae; Streptophyta; Magnoliopsida; Fabales; Fabaceae
Source: RefSeq, a predicted model, not a curated record